AUGGUUGAAUACGCGUCCAUAAAUGGGGCACAACUAGCUUAUCGAUUAAUCGGCCCUGAAGAUGCACCUCUCAUAAUUACUCUGCAUGGUGGUCGAGGUUUUGGCGAUCACCGAUCUGAUUUCAAAGCAUAUUCACCUUUAUCCACAUCUUUUCGACUACUAUCUUUUGACUUUCGAGGACAUGGUCAAAGUUCGCAAACAGAGCCAUACACAUUCCACCAACUAGUCGAGGAUAUCGAGUGCAUACGACAGAAAUUCGCAGGAGAUGACCCUUGCAUUAUUUGUGGUGGCAGUUUCGGUGGAUUCCUGGCUCAGCAGUAUGCCAUCACGUACCCGUCGUGUGUGUCCCAUUUGAUUCUACGAGGGACUGCUGCUUCAUAUCACCACGAAGAAACAGCCAUUCGAACUCUCGAACAGAGAGCAUCCAGAGCCCCUAGCUUCUCUAUCAACUUCCUUAGAGACAAGGUUUUUGGACGUUUCGACAGCGAUCUCGAGUUUCGACUCGUCAUGUAUGCCGCAUCUCCUCUAUAUAGCGAGCAGUUUGACGCAGAGUCCGCUCUUGAAAGCAACCUCCAAACGGCUUUUUAUGCCAAGUCGCACAAUCAGCUUCAAUCCAUCACGGCAAAUACUCUCAUCUUGGUCGGCGAGCGGGACUGGAUUUGUCCCCCACAGCUAUCGAGAGAUAUUGCUUUAAGAGUUCCCUCAGCACGGCUGGAAGUCAUUGCAGGGGCUAAUCACGGGGUACAUGUGGAGAAGAAUGCGGAGGUCAUCGAAUUGAUCCGACAACAUCUGUCAUAA
Messenger RNA from Penicillium longicatenatum, 798 nucleotides. Its product is annotated as alpha/beta fold hydrolase. Gene Ontology annotation, molecular function: peptidase activity. The transcript has 4 exons. The record is from RefSeq and is a predicted model, not a curated record. Gene Ontology annotation, biological process: proteolysis. NCBI's taxonomy places the organism in Eukaryota, Fungi, Ascomycota, Eurotiomycetes, Eurotiales, Aspergillaceae. Bases 1 to 798 code for a protein of 265 amino acids.